This is a messenger RNA of Aedes aegypti (yellow fever mosquito), 1907 nucleotides long. RefSeq names its product protein flightless-1 homolog. NCBI's taxonomy places the organism in Eukaryota, Metazoa, Arthropoda, Insecta, Diptera, Culicidae. The transcript has 2 exons. The coding region runs from base 602 to 1840 and encodes 412 amino acids. Gene Ontology annotation, molecular function: protein binding. The record is from RefSeq and is a predicted model, not a curated record.
AUUAGUUUUUUCCAAGGCAGUUUGAAAUAUUUUUUUGCACUUUUAAGCAACUUCAAUAUUGAAAAGUUUCCUGGCUGAAUUUUGGACGCAAUGUGAAAUUUUAAGAUAUUAUAACAUUACAUUAUAGCAUAACACUCUUCCCCAACGUUCCACCCUUACAAUUUGAAAUUGCUCAAAAAUCAUUUUUUUUGCUUCCUCUGAGUGUGCAUUUCAAUUAUCUUAUAAUUCUAACCAAUGUUUUUAAUGUACAUUUUCGAAGCGAUGUACACGAAAAUUUAUAGAAAUUUAUGUUUCCGUUAUGUGUGGAACUGAUCUAUGUGAAAUUGAUUAAUUAAUCAAUGGCGUACGUCACAGUUUGGCUACCCACGUAGGUAAUAUUUUGAUUACAAGCAAAGCAGAACUCAUUUUUACCUAUCUCACAAACUCCAGUUCCUCAACGAAUGAGUCAUACAAAGUGCAAAGAGUCACACACGAAAGACAAACAAAUGUAAAAUCUGUUUUGAUACGAACGUCUUUCUGCAACCUUGUCGGCACCAUCAAUUCUAGGAAGCACUCUACGAUUCGAGUAAUUCUGUUCAGCAUAAUCUCUCUAGCUACGAGAAUGGAAAGUUCAGGACGAAAGUUUUUUCACAUCACCAUCGGUGUGUUGCUAGCCCUUUCAAGUUUGCAUUUGGUUUUCUUACAGCAAUGCAACAACUAUUACUAUUCCGAGCAAUGUUCUAUACAUGGUUUGCAUUUAAAUUCUUCUGAUCUCGGUUCUUUGGAGUUUCCAGUCCAUGCAAAUAUUGAGCUUGUCAACGCAAUGAUAGAUUAUUUCUCACCGGAAGUAGUUCAACGCAUGAGAUGGGUUAGCAAGUUAACGAUUCGCCAGGGAAGAGUGUCCAACAUAUUUCUGAAGGACGAUCUCCAGGAAUUGAUCGUCACUUCCAGUUCUACGCACGAUGUGAUUAUUGGCGAGACUGAAACCGAAGAGCUGAAGCGAUUGAUGAUCACUCGAAACAAACUGGAAAGUAUUCCCAAAAAUGUAGAAAAGCUUAAAACCCUAACAGUUUUGGAUUUAAGCAACAACAAUAUUGAGGUUGUAGACCUGGAUGAACUUCAUGGAUUGAAAAAGCUUGCAACAGUUGACUUGUCAAGCAAUAGGAUUUAUUACCUAACCGCUGUUAAUUCCUUUGCGUUACCGCGCCUUGAAACAUUCAAAUUAGACAAUAAUUUCCUGACGGAAAUUGAUUUUGACGCAUGGACGACGCCACGUUUGACCACAUUGAGUAUAACGUCUAACAGUUUGAAAUACAUCAAAGAUUUCAAACAAGAGAACUUUCCAUCUCUUCAAACGUACCAAGAUCAGAACAACUUAUUCGACUGUCGUUGGCGAGCUGGUUUCACCUCAAUGCUCAAUACAUGGAAACAACUCGAGAAUUACAAUUUCCAAGCAAAGGAUUGUCACAAAAGUGUGCAACUUAGCGCAGCGGUUUAUCGCAUGCUCAACAUCAGCGUUAUCCGCAACAACACGAUCGACUUGGAUGACAAGGAGCAACUCCAGAGUCAGUUGACCACUAUGCUGGAUACCGAGCACAAGCAGUCACGGCACAUCGAAUCACUGACCAAGUUGGUGAAGGAACAAACCGAACAGCUUGAGGCAGUGUCCACCACACUUCAGGCCCAACAGACGACUAUCGAUGGGCUUCUGUCACAAAUCGAAGAGCUUCAGCAACUUGUGGUGGAAAUAAAACAAUCGGCACUCCCUACUGGACGGACCGUUCCCAAAGGAUUGCGCGCGAAGAUGACCCAAGAAAUGGAGGAAGUCAUUCGGAGGAAUUUGGUCGAAGUCGAGGAUUAGGUAAGGUGUGGACGAACUGUAGAUGUUGGUUUCCUAGAAAUAAAACCCGAAUGAGUAAAAGAGUUGA